Messenger RNA from Penicillium verhagenii, 1050 nucleotides. RefSeq lists its product as uncharacterized. Bases 1 to 1050 code for a protein of 349 amino acids. The transcript is spliced from 4 exons. The record is from RefSeq and is a predicted model, not a curated record. Lineage: Eukaryota; Fungi; Ascomycota; Eurotiomycetes; Eurotiales; Aspergillaceae.
AUGUCAACCACCACCACAACUUCUACGUCUACCCGCCUCACGGUACCAUCGGGACGUCUAUUCUCCCAAGGAACCGAAGUCAAAUACGGUGACUUUCGCGACGACCUUCUCCAAAAUGGCUAUGCCGUCAUCAAAGGCGCCGUUCCACGCGAGCGCGCACUGAAGUACGCAGAUGAGAUCUACGACUGGCUUGAAGGCUUUACUGACAAACCAAUUUCUUUCGAAAGCAAUCUCGGCUUCAAAAGAGACGACCCGUCAACAAUCCACAAAGACCAUCUCCCCGAUAUCAACGAGAAGGGAAUGUGUCUCGGUUACGCGAUCUCCCACGAAUCAUUCACGUGGGCCGUGAGACAGGAGGAGGAGGUCAUCAAGGCGUUUGAGAAAGUAUACGACACAGAGGAUCUUAUCGUGUCAUUUGACUCGGUGAAUGUAGGGUUUCCGUCCCGCACAGACAUCAAGCCCAAUACGCCCUGGCCGCACCAGGAUCAGAAUCCCGAGAAGCCGGGUUUCCGGUGCUUGCAGGGUCUUGUGAACCUGUUGCCGAAUGGGCCAAAAGAUGGGGGCUUGAUUGUUUGCAAGGGAGCCCACUUGUUGAGCGAGGAGCUGCAUGAGGCUUUCAUGGGAGAGGAGAGGAUUUGGUCUUGGACAACGGAGUGGUACGGAUUGACCGAUGCGAAUAAGGAGUGGCUGAAGGAGAGAGGCUGCGAGUGGGUUAAGGUCGACGCCGAGCCGGGUGACUUGCUACUCUGGGACUCCCGCACUCCCCACUACAACCUGUCGUCUGAGACAUCUCAGCCCCGUUUCUGCGUUUAUACUUGCUACAUGCCCGUGGAGGAUGCUACCAAGGAACAACUUGUGGUCAAGAAGAAGGCUUUUGAGGAGACCCGUAUGACGACUCACUGGCCGAAUGCCAUGCAUGUGGUUGAUUUGCCGGUAUUCCGGAAUGGAGAGCCCGAUCCCUACCAGCGCUCUGAGCCACGAUCGGCGGUCCAGCUUUCCGACCGAGGCUUUAAACUGACAGGUAUUCCAUAUCUAGAGGCUAUGACUUGA